Messenger RNA from Theobroma cacao (cacao), 1319 nucleotides. NCBI's taxonomy places the organism in Eukaryota, Viridiplantae, Streptophyta, Magnoliopsida, Malvales, Malvaceae. The record is from RefSeq and is a predicted model, not a curated record.
AAAAACAAAAAAAACCUUUGAUUUCACCCUUUUAUUUGGUGGCCAUUGAGCGUACCACAUUCUCGGGCCAUGAAAAACAAUGAAGCUUAACUUGGGUCAUUAACCAGUUCAUCCCUCUUGGUCUUUGUAGCUUUCGGUCAGUUUCACUCACUAUAUUAAUUCUUCAUUUCAUCAGCUUUGCCUUGCUUCAUUCUAUCUUUUCGGUUCAGAUUCGGGAUUUCCAAGUCCAAGCUGAAACAAUGGAGGAGAAGAAGGUUUCUAAAUCUUAUCUCUUUUAUCUGUUUCUAACACUACUUAUCAGCAAGCACCCAAUUUCUUCAUUAUUGCUUUUUUUUUUUAUCCCUUGUCUGUUUCCCCGUAACACAUUUCUGUGGCUAUUACUUUUUGUAAAAAGUUUAUUCUUUUUUUUGGGUUCUGUGGCCGUUUGCUCUUGAAUGGCUUCUCUGCCAAUUCUUCCCAUGUCAGAACCUGAAUCUUGUACUUGCAUUCCACUUGUCUGACAGUAGCAAAAAAUCUAUGUUUCCUAAUGGUGACAACAAUGGAGCUGAAGGUAGACCUUCAGUGCCGUCGCUGCUACAACAAGGUCAAGAAACUACUCUCUAAGUUCCCUCAAAUACGAGACCAGAGAUUCGACGAGAAGGCCAACACGGUGACUAUCACCGUCGUAUGUUGCUGUCCGGAGAAGUUCAGGGACAAGUUAUGCCGCAAGGGUGGCGGUUCCAUCAAGGGCAUUAAGAUCAUCAAACCAUCGCCACCCCCACCCAGGCCUUCACCGCCAUCGCCACCGAAACCGCGACCACCACCGCCACCACAACCACAACCACAACCACAACCUCAACCUCAACCGCCACCACAACCUCAACCACAACCUGAACCGCGUCCACCACAACCCCCACCACAACCUCCACUGCUACCAUUUUGUUGCAUGCGAUGCAAUCGUGUCUGUGUUUGGGGACCUUGCUGCUGUGAUGGACCACCCCCACCACAACCUCCACUGCUACCAUUUUGUUGCAUGCGAUGUCAUCGUUUGUGUGUUUGGGGACCUUGCUGCUGUGAUGGACCAACCCGACCACCUCCAUGCCGAUGUUGCUGGAGUUUUGGUAGGCCAGUUUGUGAUAGCUGGAGCUGUAAUGUGAGCCGCGGUGAUUGUUCUAGCGAUGCUUGCUUAAUUAUGUAAAACAUGUACGCCAGUUUCAUGACUGUUUUUAUUCUAAUGUAUUGUUAACUUGUAUUAUAUAUGUGAUAUAGUUGUCAAUAUAUAUAUGCGUAGAGCAAAAUGUAAAGUUCUAAUUACAAUUAUAAAAGCAUCUUAAAUUUAA